CAAAGAGCAGGACGAUGGCCGGGUUCGCUUGGAGUAAAAACCCGUCCAAACACGUCGAAUUACUCCUGCUAGUGAUCGGUAAUAUGGUAUUUAUCCACGGCCUUCGAGGUAACCCCCGAGAGACUUGGGAAGCAGCGAUGAAUGCGAACCAUGGCAACAGCAGCAGCAGUACCAGCGACACGACCGAAAAGUCCAAGGGCUUCAUAUCCUUCCUCAAGCGACGAAAAGUCAAUGCUUCAAUACCAUCUUGCAAAGUCUUUUGGCCAGACGAGUACCUCGCGAAGGAUGUUCCCGGAGCCCGAGUGUGGCCGUAUGGGUACGAUGCAGACGUUAUCGAAUGCUUCUUCCAGACGAACAACAAGAACGCCGUAUCUGCUAAUCCGCUCCUACAGACUAUCCGCCGAUCAGAGAAGGUCUGUGAGCGAACAAAGCUCAUCGUCUUCCUUGGGAUGCCGCACCGAGGAAGCGCGUCUGCGGACUGGGGCUAGAUCGCCUCGAACCUUGCCCGCGUCGCCCUGCAAGAUUCGAACAAGAAGAUCCUCGACACGCUAGAAGUGAACCGCGAAGUUCUGAACGACAUUCAUGAUAAGUUCAAGAAAUUUGUAUACGGAAGAUGUAGCUGCGUGAGCAGUGAAGAACACUGGAAAAGAGAGUGCUCUUGGCAAGAUUUAUUGUAACUGUCAUAGGGCCGUGUACUCAGGAGCCUGCUAAGGGGUUUCGGUUGCUUAUCUACGUACAAUAUGAGAUGGGACACAGUAUAAGGCGUGGUGUAGAGAACAGAAAUAGAAACGGAGUCGGCAUAGAAGUAACAAAG
Messenger RNA from Didymella exigua CBS 183.55, 814 nucleotides. RefSeq lists its product as uncharacterized. The transcript has a single exon. The record is from RefSeq and is a predicted model, not a curated record. The coding region runs from base 15 to 488 and encodes 157 amino acids. NCBI's taxonomy places the organism in Eukaryota, Fungi, Ascomycota, Dothideomycetes, Pleosporales, Didymellaceae.